Molecule: messenger RNA, 1227 nt
Organism: Rotaria socialis
Lineage: Eukaryota; Metazoa; Rotifera; Eurotatoria; Philodinida; Philodinidae
Source: the annotation of a GenBank genome assembly
AUGUCUCAAAUCGAACAACUCUCUUCUAUAAACGGAAAACCAAUGGUUCUUCAUGAAGGUUAUAUCUAUACUGUAGAACGUACAACAACCACGAAAUUGAUCUUUCGAUGUAAGAAUCGAGAUUUUAAAGCUCGAUGUCAUACCAAUUUAUCCAUGGAUGCAUUUCUCUCACUGCCAACAUCACAUUGUCAUGCUCCACAACCUGAUUGUGUCCCAGCUAUCAAAUUAAAAAAUGAAAUUAAAGCUCGUGCUGCAACAACAGAUGAAUCAACUAGUACAAUUAUUCAUUCAGCCUUACGUACCUAUCCACUGAGUGCUGCUGGUCAACUUCCAAAAAAUGAAUCCUUUAUGCUAAUGAUUCGACGACAACGUACUACUGAAACAGUCGAUGGCAAUGGUCGUUUACCAGAGAAGUUGAGAAAAGCUUAUCGUGACGAAGACUUCAUCAUGCACGAAGACAAAAAAUUAAUUAUCUUUACAACGAAAACUAAUUUAUCUAUUCUGAAGCAAAACAAACAUUGGUUCACUGAUGGAACGUUCAAAGUGUGUCCCGACGAUUAUUAUCAACUCUUCACAUUGCAUGCGAUGAUGACGAAUGCAAUCAUUCCUCUCGUCUAUGGGUUAUUAAUUGGUAAAAGCGCUGAUGAUUAUAAUUUAUUCUUUGAAAAAGUAUUAGAACAAGACAAUUUUCAACCUGAAUCAAUCAUGACUGAUUUCGAAACUGGCACAAUCAAAUCAGUCAAAGAUAUGUUACCAAAUAUUUUACACAAAGAUCAAAUUAUAAUUGGCUUCGACUUGAUUUGUGAUCUAUUCGACGAUGACACCGACGAUUUACUCGAGUAUUUUGAAAAAACAUGGAUUGGUGAACCGAAAAGAAGAGGAACUGGUCGAAAGAAGCCUCAAUUCGAUCAUAAAUUAUGGAAUAUUCAUGAUCGUGUCGUCGCUACUGUACCUCGAUCCAACAAUUCGGUUGAAGGUUGGCACAAUGCUUUGGCUAGUCGCGUCGCAAUAAGUUAUCCAACUAUCGUGAAACUGGGAGUGAAAAUUCGUCGUGAACAAUCAAAAUUUGAAGUGGACAUGGCGAAGAUUCUUCAAGGCCACAAUAUUAAGACGAAGAAAGCCUGCUAUCGAAAAUUGGACGAGUGUAUUACUCGACUGGUCAACUCAUUCGACCCAACUCAACUGGAUCAAUUAUUAAAAAAUAUGGCAGCUAACAUUACUCUUUAG